CAUCCUCCAGUCGGGCAUCACCAUGGUAACAACCCUAAACCAGCAGGGAUUGGCUGGUUCAUUGCCGUAAAGCACCAUUGCACUUUAGCUUUUGUAGCAUCGGUGGCUAACACUGAGCCGGCGAUUAUUUGUGACGUUCUGGACCACUUUAAGUCAUUCACCGCUUCGGAAUAACAUUCAAUUGAAAAUGGCAGAGAAAAACGAAAACCUGGAGGAACAUUUGGAGAAGUUUGUGGAAAAUAUACGACAGCUUGGGAUCAUUGUCAGCGACUUCCAGUCGAGCAGCCAGGCGGGACUUAACCAAAAGCUAAAUUUAAUGAUAACCGGGCUGCAAGACAUCGAGAAAUGUCGCCAACAGCUUCAUGAGAUCAACGUGCCCCUUGAGGUCUUCGAAUAUAUCGACCAGGGCAAAAACCCUCAGCUGUACACGAAGGAGUGUUUGGAGAGAGCCUUGGCAAGGAACGAGCAGGUUAAAGGAAAGAUCGACACCCUGACGAAAUUCAAGAGUCUUCUCAUCUCCGAGCUUGGUAAAGUCUUUCCAGAGGAGAUGGCUAAAUACAAGGCCAUUCACGGCGAUGACGGCCCUUCUUAGUGACUCCUGACCGUUCCACACUUGACCUUUACAAUUUUAAGCCUUGCUUAAAGAGGUUGGCCCAAGGAGGAUCCUCCCGUGAUUGCAACCUAACUGAGCCAACAUUCUUGUUCUUUCUCCUACGAGUUUAUUUAAAUGGAUAGGAAAAUGUAUGCACAUAAUUGUUGCCGAGUUGCAUGGACGUGUAUUAGCAGCAGGUCUUUCCUGAUUUGCCAUGAAGCGGUUGUAUUUAUUUAUAUCUUUUGUACCGAUUCCUACACCUUUUACAGUACAUUAUUGCUCAGGUUUCUGACAGCCAUGGUAACCCUAUGAAUGCAGGCGUUGUUUGGUCUGACCUGUGCUCUGCAUUUGUAUCCCGUUUGUAUUAAAAGUUUUGUAAGUAAACGAUCCUUCAUGGA
Doryrhamphus excisus (bluestripe pipefish) is the source of this 990-nucleotide messenger RNA. RefSeq names its product mediator complex subunit 10 (gene med10). Gene Ontology annotation, biological process: regulation of transcription by RNA polymerase II. Lineage: Eukaryota; Metazoa; Chordata; Actinopteri; Syngnathiformes; Syngnathidae. The record is from RefSeq and is a predicted model, not a curated record. Gene Ontology annotation, molecular function: transcription coregulator activity. Gene Ontology annotation, cellular component: mediator complex.